Messenger RNA from Durio zibethinus, 1535 nucleotides. Its product is annotated as Core-2/I-branching beta-1,6-N-acetylglucosaminyltransferase family protein. The record is from RefSeq and is a predicted model, not a curated record. Lineage: Eukaryota; Viridiplantae; Streptophyta; Magnoliopsida; Malvales; Malvaceae. Gene Ontology annotation, molecular function: glycosyltransferase activity. Gene Ontology annotation, cellular component: membrane.
GGCAAGUUUGUUCUUGCCUUAAGGAUUUACAUUUACAGCACCAGAAAAUCAUGCGUGGAUUAUUUUGCGCCGUCGAUUUAGCAUACCAUAAAAAAUGAUUUCUAAAAAACCUUCCCCUAAUAUCAAAACGCCAAAUCCCACUUUUUCUCUCUCUAAAUGUCGCUCUCUUUCGCUCUCUAGACUUAUUUUUUUGCUCUUUCUCUAUCUCUGACUCAGUGUAACAAAGUCACUCUCUUCCACUCAACAGAGAAAAAGAAAAAACCAUGCUGUCCCCAACCCCACUCUCUCUUUUGUGUGCUUUACUCCUCUGCUUGCCUUUAGCCGUUAUUAUUACUAUCACUUCUCCGACAACCACCACAACCACCACUGUCUCCGACGGUUCCCAACCCAACCCAGUUCCAGAUUCAGUCCCUGCAGCCAAAACCCACCAAAGAUUCUCCUUUAAACCACCGUCUUUACUACUAGAAGAUGACAAGUCACUCCUCCGAGUCGCUUCCCGAGUUAACUCCAAAACCCCUCCUGGUUCUCCUAAAAAGAUUGCAUUUUUAUUCCUUACUGUAACGCCUCUUCCUUUGGCUCCCCUUUGGGAGCUUUAUUUCAACCAAACCCCUAAAAACCUCUUCAAUAUUUAUGUCCAUGCCGACCCGACUUACCCUUAUGAAUCGCCGUUUUCAGGCGUGUUCGCUCACCGAGUCAUCCCUUCAAAACCCGCUCUCCGAUUCACCCCUACUCUCAUCUCUGCGGCGCGGCGGUUGUUGGCUCACGCGCUGCUUCAUGAUCGCUCAAAUUACAUGUUUGCCCUUUUGUCUGCUUCUUGUAUACCCAUUCAUUCUUUUAACUUCACUUACAAAACCCUAACUCGGUCCAAAAAAAGUUUCAUCGAGAUUCUGAACAACGAGAUUGGGAGUUACGACAGGUGGGCAGCGCGUGGACCGGAUGCGAUGUUACCGGAAGUUAAGUUGGAAGAUUUUAGGAUUGGGUCCCAGUUUUGGUGCCUGACACGUAAGCACGCGAGGCUUGUUGUUGGUGACCAGUUGAUUUGGGCAAAGUUCAAUCAACCGUGCGUGGUUUGGGACACUUGUUACCCGGAAGAAAAUUACUUUCCUACCCUCGUGCACAUGCGAGAUCAACGUGGCAUUGUGCCAGCCACUCUGACUCACGUGGACUGGAAUGGCAGCUUCGACGGUCACCCGCGCAAGUACACGGCGUCGGAGGUGGGGCGCCAGUUGAUCGUGCAGCUAAGAAAGAAUAAGCCUAGAUAUGGUGACGAUGGAACCAACGACUCCGAUUGUUCCGUGACGCAACGGCGUGACCCGUUCUUGUUCGCUCGAAAGUUCUCCCCGGAUUCAAUCCAGCCGUUGUUAAGUAUAGCAAGUGAUGUCAUAUUCAACGAUUGAUGGGAUUUUUGUGUGUGCGGUCGUAUCGUGUGAAUGGGCUUGUUGUAAAUUUUCUUUUUUCUUUUUACAGUCAAACAUAUUAAAAGGGAAAGCUGGGAAAGAACCCAGUGAUUUUGUUUGUAUCAAUGUCUGCCUUUU